This is a messenger RNA of Cantharellus anzutake, 4082 nucleotides long. RefSeq lists its product as uncharacterized. Lineage: Eukaryota; Fungi; Basidiomycota; Agaricomycetes; Cantharellales; Hydnaceae. The transcript is spliced from 3 exons. Gene Ontology annotation, molecular function: ATP binding; protein kinase activity. The record is from RefSeq and is a predicted model, not a curated record. Gene Ontology annotation, biological process: meiotic sister chromatid cohesion, centromeric; mitotic spindle assembly checkpoint signaling; protein phosphorylation. Bases 34 to 3942 code for a protein of 1302 amino acids.
CUCAAACAAACAUAAACACGGUUCCCCCGCUGCAUGUCAUUUUCUGCAGGAUCCAGCGCCCAUGGACCGCCCGACGGCCAACAGGUCACUGUGGUGGAUGGCGAUUUACUUGAACGCGCCAAGGAGAACAUUGUGGCCUCGAGAGAAGGUCGGUCGGCAAAUGCACUUUCACAAGUCUUUUCAACACCACACGCCGUGAGACAGAAGGGGCUCGCGUCGUCUCACGCGUGCUAUAAGCAACUCAUAUUAGAUGCUAAGGAUGUUGAUCCAAUUGAUGGCGAUCCCCUCGAACCUUACUGCCAAUACGUGAAAUGGAUAAACGACAAUUAUCCAUCUGGUAGCUCCUCCGAAAGUGGCCUGCUUCCCGUAUUGGAAGAGGCAACGCGUAAAUUCUGUGACUCCCCGCGCUACAAGAACGAGUCAAAAUAUGUUCACUUGUGGAUGGAGUAUGCCAACCUCGUUGAGCAGACUGAACGCGUCUACGCCUUUAUGCUUGCGAAUGAUAUUGGAUCGAACUGGCCACAUCUUUACCAGCAGUAUGCCUUGUUGUUAGAGAGGAACGGAAAUCGUUCGAAAGCGGAUGGAGUUUAUAGACUGGGCAUAUCUCGAAGAGUGCUGGGUGUGGAAAGGAUCAAGGCCAGCUAUAAGGAAUUUCAGGCGCGUUGCUUGGUUAUACCGGGAGGAUUAGAGCCUCCGCCACCGCCACCUCCUACUAGUCGGUUGGUCCUCGGCGGGAGGGAAGUCCUUGGCGCCAGGAGAGGAGGGCCUCCUGCUGCAUUGACGCGUUCGUCAGUGUCGAUGGAAACCCCUCGUUCAAACAUUGGGAAGGUCCCUGUUUAUGUCGCUUGUGAUCCCGAGCCUGUAGAUAUCAAGACUAACGAGUGGCCACGACUGGGAACCAAGUCUGAAACGGUGAAAGAAAAUGGGCGUCCCAAAUCUUCCUUGAGUAAUGAGCCCCUACACCAGAAAAUGGUUCCCCCAAGGGACAGGUUUCCAGUCCAUCGGGAUGAGGAGAUAUCGGUUCCAAGAACACCGAGCACGAUGCACACCCCUGAUCGGGUUCUGGGACCCCACCAAGCCAGCGCCCAUCAGGAUAUAUCCCGGGAUCCAUUCAAGAAUUAUUCACAAGCUGUCGCGUUUGAUUUUGAACUGCCUAGGAUACCAGACAUUCCCGCCUCGCCAAAACAUGCAGGGGAUAUAGAGGCCCGCGGGAUACCCACCACUCGAAAUGAUGCUCCUCAACUGCGGGAAAUUCCGGCGCCGUCCGAAACAAGUUCCAGAUCUCAUCGCCCUACGUCAGGCUCCUCUGCUGUUGGACCGAAGCCCAGACCAUCCUUACCAGCGCCAGCUCCUGGGAAGAGGGCCGAAAUCCCUGCCUUCGCGACAUCACAAGUUUGGCUAGACGGUGAAGAGUAUGAUCGGAGGGAAUCUCAGGCCCGUGUUCUGGGGCUGUUGAACAAGAAAUGGCCUCCCCCGCCUGUGGAAGAGUUCGACGUGCCGCUCAGGGAUGAGUCAUCGGCACCUGUCGAGGUGAGGAAAAGCUUAGGCAAGCGUAGACAAUCGAAUACUGGGGGGCCAACCGCCAGUCCAACUACGAACACCAAGGCAGCCUUGAGUGACGUGUUCAGCAUGUUUAACACUAGUAUCGAGGAGGAGGUAGAUGGCAUCGAUCCCCCAGGCCAGCUAGGUAGCCCUGGAUCUUGCGUGAUGCUCUCAGCAUCAUCUAUGGCUGUGCCUUUUACGCCUAACCCAGUCCCUCCGUCUGCCAAAAUCCCAGUCUGGACGCCUAAGGAAAGAAUACCAGCACCUGAAGUCAUCCUUUCUGCCUCCCUUUCCCAAUCCGCAGCAUCGGCCGCCUUAGCUGAUGAAGUGCCCAUAGUGCCUCGUUUGACAUCGAAGACUUUCUCGGAUCCUGGUCUGGGGUCCACUGAGUCCCUAUUACCGGGGGCGCGCGGACCCACCAAGUUCGCUAUGCUACAAGAUAACAAUGCGCCUCGUCUCCCUUCGGUUGCCAAGAAAGAACCAUCCGGGGCCCAGGAAUCCGACCUCUCUCGUGAGGAGCCGUCUGUGAUAAAAGGUCACAUUUCGUCGAAGCCAGCCCACAAGAUCACCGUUUUUGUUGACCCUUCCGUCGAUCCAUCUUCUGUACCCGCUCAUUCUUCUGGCUCCCCUGACAACUCCAUGCCCUCGGCCACUUUGUUGUUCCAAGAACCAAAGGAAACGGUGCCUAUUGUCGACUCUCUGACGGAAAAUUCAUCGCCCAACUCAAUAUCGUUGCCGCAGAGCGGUAGUGAAGGUCUUGAAGACGUCUUCGGCCCGACUGUAAGGACGUCGGGAUCCGCUGCUUCUCCCCCCAGUUCACGCAGUGCCGAUACGGACGAUAUGGCGCCGCCCCCUGUGAGUACAGCAUGGUGCGACGAUGCCGGGGAAGAUGAAAGCUCGGAACAGAAUGAUCAAUUGCCCGAUGUGGCUCCUCGUUCUUACGAAAUACGUGGUGGCGUCGCGAUCAUGACUCCUAUCGCUGAACGCACAAUGGAGUUUGGGUCCAACACCAAGUCACUCAUACGUCUGACAUCUCCAGGACCAAGAAUAGAUAAUACUCCGUCCAAAGAGAACGGAAUCGUUGAAAAUCUGGAUUCGCUGAAGCUGGAACAUGAAAAUAAGUCUACUCUCCCAGCGGUCGAAUGUUUCGAGGCACCAGGGCCGAUUGAUCCCUUUCACCCCGACAACAUUACUCAGUACAUCAAUACAGUUUGGGGUUGUCUUGAUACUGAGCUAUAUCAUGACCUUAGGACCGAUGAGUCAGACUACGGAGAGCUGUUUGAUAAACACACGAAGAAGAGAAGCCAGCGAUCACGUCUUGGUCAUUCCGCUUCCGAGCCUCCUACGCCACUUCUCGUCAAUAUUGGGGACGCAUCUUACGAGAUCUUCGAAAAACUCGGCGAGGGUGGCUUUGGGGCGGUAUUCUUGGCUCGGGAUACCCUGAUUGCUGAAAUUGUGGAGGAAUGGGCUAAAAACGGCGAAGAUGACGGCAUAGCUCCAGAGAAGUCUGAACUCGUUGCGCUCAAGGUGGUGAAACCAGCCAUGCAAUGGGAGUGGGUAAUUCUUGAGACCAUCCGAGAAUUCGUUCCCGACAUUUGUCCAGUGGUUAUCAAGCCCCGCGACUUGUAUCUCUUCAAGAAUGAAUCGAUCCUUGUCCUCGAUUACUCCGCCCAGGGUACGCUGUUGGAAGCAGUCAACAAUGCCUCCCAGAUCGGUAUUCAUUCUCAGGAUACAUUCGCCUUCGACGAGCUCCUGGUCAUGUUUUUCACUGUGGAACUUCUCAGACUGUUGGGACAACUGCACUGCCAACAUUUUAUCCAUGGUGACCUCAAGAUAGACAAUUGCAUGCUCAGGCUGGCAGACCCAAGUAUCUCCCCAUUGUCAACGAUUUAUGACCCAUCCGGCAAUGGAGGGUGGAGUGACCGUGGAAUACGGCUGAUCGACUUUGGUCGCGCAAUUGAUGUCAAUGCUUACCUGCCGGGGACAAGCUUUACUGCCAAUUGGCCCGCUGAUGCUACUGAUUGCAUCGAAAUCAGAGAAGGACGACCAUGGACGUAUCAGACGGAUUAUGCUGGUGUCGCUGGUAUCGUUUACUGCAUGAUGUUUGGGAAAUAUAUACAGGUCAUUCCAGGGUCAAAUUCCGAUGGUCAACCUUGGUAUCGGAUUAUUCCAAGCCUCAAGAGGUACUGGCAAGUUGACCUCUGGGUAAGGCUGUUUGACUUGUUGCUCAACUCCUCAUCAAUACGUCCCGGUGGAGAACUGCCUUUGGUCGAGGAGCUUGACACCGUCCAGCGAGACAUGGAGGUGUGGUUGGUCGAGAAUUGUGAUAAGAAGGGAAAAAACCUCAAGCACAUGCUCACGAAGUUGUAUAAUUCUUUGCAGUCACGGACAUCACAGUAGAUAGGGUGACGAAUGUACCGCCCCCCUAGCUUGCCUCAGCUGCAUAUGUACUCUUGCCUACUGAUCAGCCCAUGUGAUGAAGAUGAUCCAAUCUUGUUGCGAAAUGAGCUACAGAGGACGACAACGAAGAGCACCAGACA